Molecule: messenger RNA, 402 nt
Organism: Rotaria sp. Silwood1
Lineage: Eukaryota; Metazoa; Rotifera; Eurotatoria; Philodinida; Philodinidae
Source: the annotation of a GenBank genome assembly
AUGAUUGAAUGUAUUAUUGAAACUCAUUCAAAUGAAUUGACAAAUAUUGAAAGAAAAUAUGUAAAACUUGAUGUUUGUUUACGAUUAAGAUUAAAUGAAUUUUCAGCACUUCGAUAUUUAAAAGAUGAAAUUGAAUCUUCUAUUCAAAAACUUUUACUUCAAUCACCAUCAUCAACAACAACGCUCGAAAGUAUUCCACUAUUUACGCCUAUUGCUGAAAAAGAGGAACAAUAUUUAAGAUCUAUUGCACAGCAUAAUCAUUGUUAUCUUAAAACUGAACUAAAACAUUAUUAUCAAUCGUAUCCUGUACCUAAAGCAUCGAUAUUCAACAAACAAAUAUCAAAAUCAAUAAUAGAACAGUCCGAACUUUUUUGUUCUUCAACUGAUAUUUUAAAAAAAUAG